Messenger RNA from Kockovaella imperatae, 915 nucleotides. RefSeq lists its product as hypothetical. The record is from RefSeq and is a predicted model, not a curated record. NCBI's taxonomy places the organism in Eukaryota, Fungi, Basidiomycota, Tremellomycetes, Tremellales, Cuniculitremaceae. The transcript has a single exon. The coding region runs from base 179 to 703 and encodes 174 amino acids.
CACACAUCAAAUGAUUUUCGCAACCAAACAUGAAAUGAUCUUUCACGACACAUCACUAGCUUCAGUCAAUACGGCACGCACGUACGCACGCACGCACGCACCUUGACGAAAAUCAGCACACGACAUGAUCACUCUCUCCUAUCUGUGGCGGAGGAUGUCCUAAUAAUCCCUUUUAUCAAUGAAUCUCCCAAUGAACCCCCUCUGCCUUUGGUGUCUAUCUCAUCUUCAUUCAUCUUCCUUUCGUUUCAUCUCAUCUCAUCUUGAAAACAACUGCAUCUUUUUCAACGAAACCCAUUCAACGCGUGAUGAUGAUGAUAAAUUUCCCCUCGUUGGUCCUUUCCGCAAGAUCAUACGAACUACACGAAAUCCCUACUCCUCGUGCCAUAUCUCUCUCUCUCUUUGGCCGUACAGACUUUGCGCUCCCAUGCAAUGGCCGCUGCGACCGUCCUUCAAGAGUUUUUCUUCGGCCUCGAUCCCUGGUAGCCAGCCACUUGCAAUCUCUCUCUUUCUCUCUCUCUAUUUGCGCUCUUUCAUUCUUCCCAUCUUGCUCAUUUUUUUCUCCUUAUCGCCGCUCGACCCCUACCCCCCCCUUGGAUCUUUGGUUGGAUUCCUCUUCUCGAAUGAAAGAUCUCGGACGCUCCACAUUCGAACGCAUAUUUCUCUCCUCUCAAACACUCUUCAUACGUUUUACGUGACCUCAUGACGGAUGAAUCAAAGGGCUAUCUACACGAAUUCACUUUUGAAAAGACUCGCCUCCCCGCAAGAAGAAGAAGAAGAAAGAAAGAAAGAAACGGAUGAUCAUCAGGAACUGAUCCUAUUAAAGACUUGUGUACGAUAUGUAUAUUCUGCUUCACACAUCCUCAAGGGCAACAAUCAUAGACCCUUGACACAGACUCAUUCUUGCCAUUGACAUUU